CGGAAACGCAGAAAGCGUGGAAAAUGGCGAAACAUCACCCAGAUUUAAUUUUUUGCCGAAAACAACCAGGCGUAGCCAUUGGGCGGCUGUGCGAGAAAUGUGAUGGUAAAUGUGUCAUAUGUGACUCCUAUGUGCGUCCUUGUACACUGGUACGAAUCUGUGAUGAGUGCAACUAUGGCUCUUACCAGGGAAGGUGUGUGAUCUGUGGGGGACCAGGAGUGUCAGAUGCAUACUACUGCAAGGAAUGCACAAUUAUGGAGAAAGACAGAGAUGGAUGCCCAAAGAUUGUCAACCUUGGUAGUGCAAAGACAGAUUUGUUUUAUGAGAGAAAGAAAUAUGGCUUCAAAAAAAGAUAACUGUGCAAUUAGUACUUGGUGACCUUCACUGGAUGCUAACAUCUUUUCCAAAUGUUAUCAUUGGCUCACUGUUAGUUUAGAUAAAUGGUGAACAAGGCAGAAAUAUUGCAGAGAUUGUUGCCAGCAAUAGUGAGAAGUAAGAAAAUUGCACAGGUUUAUAGCUAAUGCUAGAACAUUUGAAAGAUAAAAACAUGAUCAUGUAUUUUUAAUAGUCAUCAUACUUCAAGCCAACACAGGCAAUGGCUAAUUUGCUUUUAAUAAAGACUGAGUGCAGUGUAUUUAUUGAUAUGACAGAUCAACUAACCAGCUGUUGGUAGGAAAAGGACAAGGCAGACAAAGCAUAAAUGCAUUUGCAUGUAUUGGAAUGAAACACCAAAAGAAUUAUUGAUAAGCUGUUAUCUUGCAAACUGUUGGCUGACAACGGUCAAUUUUGUCUGACGGGACUCAUGGGCGUAUCGUUUUUAAUUAUCUGAAUGACAUAAAAACUGCUGUCCAUUUGGAAUCCCACUGUGGUUAAGCAGUGGGUGGCAGAAAAAGACUGUCAUAAUACAUAUAUUUUAUGUAUAAAAAUAUGGUCUAAGGAUAAUGAACUGUUGAGUGCACUUCAAUUCUAAGAGUAUUUUCUAUCUACCUUUAUCUGAGCAGAAAACUUAAGUUCUGAAGAAGGAAUACGUUAUUCAAUUUUGACAUUGAUCCAUCAUUUUGUCUUUGGUGAUCCCCAUUAUAAAAGAAUGGAAAUUAAAUCGUUUCAUUUAUUAAUAAAACUAUUUCACAGUGGUA
This is a messenger RNA of Lingula anatina, 1136 nucleotides long. Its product is annotated as PHD finger-like domain-containing protein 5A. Lineage: Eukaryota; Metazoa; Brachiopoda; Lingulata; Lingulida; Lingulidae. The record is from RefSeq and is a predicted model, not a curated record. Gene Ontology annotation, biological process: mRNA splicing, via spliceosome.